Branchiostoma floridae (Florida lancelet) is the source of this 7884-nucleotide messenger RNA. Its product is annotated as golgin subfamily A member 3-like. The record is from RefSeq and is a predicted model, not a curated record. NCBI's taxonomy places the organism in Eukaryota, Metazoa, Chordata, Leptocardii, Amphioxiformes, Branchiostomatidae. The transcript has 19 exons. The coding region runs from base 140 to 5341 and encodes 1733 amino acids.
UCCUCAAGUCUCGCUUGUUUUAAACCUCGCGAGAAGUGCACGCGAGACUUCCGGUAUGGGCUCCAUAUGCCAAGCUGGCUCGGAAUCUUCCAGCUACGGUCAAGGCAAUGUUGCUGACGUGAUAUGGAGCCAAUGACCUAUGGACGACCAGACCUGGACCCACAGAACCACACACAGCACACUCCAGUCACUGACGGACUCCUGCCACCAGCCCUUCGGUAACCUGGUCUCGUACGACUCCGACCUGGACUACAUCAGUCGCUCGCUUCGAGGACAGUCGAGGGAAGUAGUACAGGAGGAGCUGAAGCAUUUUGCGGAGGAGAUUCAAUCGAAACAGGAACUGGUACGUGAAACUGAGGAGAAGUCUGUCAUAGAUUCGGCCCCACUCUCUAAUAAUACUUCUUCACAAUCACCAGUAAGCGCUAGAAGCAAUCAGUCGGAAGCAAAGAGCAGUAAUUUGUCUGAAGGAAUAAUUGUAACCAAUCGCAACCAAUCAGUGUAUGCGACAGGCUCUUUAAUCGGGCAAGAGAACUCUUGCGGUUCCUUGAUUCAAGAAAGUGACAACUCCAGGUGUAACAGACUGAGUCUAAGAAUCAAAACGUGUGAAACUUUUCCUCAGCCACUCCUUGAAGUUGAAGACUUUCAUAUCAGUGUGUCUGACACAAAAGAUCAAUCUUCAAGCCUUUCCUUGACUGAUUCUGGGAGUGCCUCCUUCUCACAAUCCUUAAAAUCCUCAGACCUGGUCUUAACCUCUGUUAAGAAACAAGAAUUCUAUCAGGACUGUAAGGACCCACCCACCCUGCCCCUCCCCGCGGUGAGACCUGAUAUGGACUCUCCUGACAUUUACCCUUCCAAACUGAACCUACCAGGUGAGUCGCUGACGUCAGGAAGGUCGCCGGGCGGGUCAUCGCGAGGCGCGAGGUUCCAGACCACGGCCAGGGGAAAUGAGAUGCUGAGGUCCUUCGCGGAGACCCUCCAGUUACCGGAGUCUACUCUCACAGGUAGCCCCACUGGUGACCUCUCACCUCAGUCAGCUGAUCAGACCAUCGCAGAGGCAGAGAGACAGUACAGGGAGCGGCUUCAAGUUCACAUACAGACACAGCAGCAGCUGUACCAAACCUGGGGACAGCAAGGAACUCAACAGACCAGCCCACCAACUGUGAGACAAUCCCCGUACAUGUUCGAACCUCCCACCAAGCUUCCUGUACAGAACACAGAACACAUCGCCAACUACAAUACCGCAAACAUGUCAACAACAAUAACAACAACGGAAACAAUGGUGGAACCCCAGUCGCCCUCCCCUGCGGAAAACGGGGACGUCGCCUACUUUGGAGGGGUGAAGCUCUUCCGGAGUCCCGUGGAAUCCGUAACCACGGUGAGAAGGACAACCCCAUCCCCCACAGUCAGCACUGACAAGCCUCGACACAAGAGUAAGAACGUCGGAAGGUCAGUGACAAAAAAGAAGCCACCGAAAUCCAGCACAAGGUACCACGAGAGCCGUAGGUCGUCGUCCGGAAGCCAGGCAAGCAGUCGGACAAGCGAGCGCACAAGAAGUUCAUCGUUCAGUAGUCAGGCCAGCGACAUUAGCACAACAACCACGGCAAGUUCUAGCACCCUGACAGGGCAGGAGGACGGGGGAGGGACAGAGCACAGCGGGGACUCGAGCGAGGAAGUAGUACGGUCGACGCUAAAGCGGAGAGAAAGCGAGACGAGCACGGACUCGGAGAUGGCCACCCUAGGCCAGUCCCUUCUGGCUUCUCAAGUAAGCCAGGAGACAAGCUACGUCCAGAAGGUCGCCCAGUGGGGCCGGGCGGAAACAAAUUCCCACGGCGCGGAAGACGAAAUCGAUGGCGACAAAACGCCGCAGCCCGAACCCUCCAAGAGCACGGAUUCCGGUAUCGACAUUCCUGUCGACGGUCUGGCGGUUUUUCAGCCAAUCGGUAGCUCUACACCCUGGCGGUUUGCCAAUCAGAAUGGAGCGACUGUCGUUCCCGCCGCGAACAACGUCGGAUUCCUCGUUCCGGUCAGGCUGCAACAGGACACAGAAUACGAACAAGGCGUUUAUAACACCACCCACCAGGAAACCGUUGAGGAACACACUAGUAGUAGUAGUAGCACACAUAACAGGUUGAUGGAAGAAACCACUGCCAUGCUAAGGGAGGGGGCAGCUAAACUCCAAAAGGCCCUGAUGGAGAAGGCCAAGCUGGAGGGCCAGCUGGAGAUGCUGUCCACCGAGGCUGAGACGGUGAUGCGAGAAAGGGCGGAGCUUCAGUCACAGCUUGUAGAGUUACAGAAGACUCUGGAGGAGCUACGAACGAGCGGCCAUGGGGAGACGAAAGACACGAGGGCUCUGUCAAACGAGCUGCAAGUCGUCAAGCAGAACAAGGAACAUCUCGAGAAAAUGUUACAAGACCUGCAGCUGCAGUUGGAAAGCAAGGCGCAGACCAUACAGGUUCUCAAUGACGAACUGCACGCAGCUCACGAGUCAAACUCCAAGCUUCUGGAAAAGGCGGAAGAGCUGAAGAGGGAACUUGAGGGAAAGGAGACGAGUCUCGAGGAAAUGAAGACCCAGCUUUCGGGACUGCAGGUGCAACUCAAGGAGGUCCAGCAGGAGAGACUUCAGUCACAGAGCGAACUGAACGUAGCUCAAGGUGAUGUGGAAUCAUUGGUGAGCGCUAAGGACUGGUUCCAAGAGCAGCUGAAGUUCACACAGGAAGCGCGGGCACAGCUUCAAGGGGAGCUAACGACUUUCCAGACCAGCUACGUCUCGCAGGCGGCCGUCGUGGAACAGCUGAAAAGCGACAACGCAAACCUACGCCAGCAGGUGCUGGACACCCAGCAAGCUGCCAUGAAAGGGAAGGAGGACCUCGCGAAACAUCUGGAGAUGAUCGAAGCUGAGAUGCUCUCGCGGGAGGCAGCGUUCGAACAGCUUCAGCGCGAGAAGUCGGCGAUCGAAGACACCUUCUCGGAGCGUCUGGAGUCCAUACAAGGCGAGAAGGCGCAGCUUUCCAGCAUCGUAUCCACGGUGAGCGAGCUUCAGCACGAGCUGGAGAACGUGAAACAGGAGCUACGCAGGAAAGUCGCAGCGGUGAACGUAUUGGAACGGGAGCAGAGGGAACUCGUGAAGAGACUGACCCUGACCCAGGAGUGUCUGGCAGAGCGGGACAAGUCCAUCGAGACUCUGCAGGGCAAGUCCGUAGAAGCGGAGAUGAAACUCCGGGCGGCGCAGGGCGACGUGCGCUCCAAAGAAAACGAGAUCCAAGCCCUCCGAGAGGAGAAGACGGCAGUGGAAGUGGCGCUGGCAGCCGUGCAGGAGGAGAAAAGGAGCUUCGACACCGCAACCAAACAGCUACAGGAGGAUAUGGGGAAGGUGGACGUAAGAUUCCGUCAGAUGAAACUGGAAGUGUCCACAAAAGCAGAACAGCUGGAACUGGUACAACAGGAGAAGAACAAGCUUCAAGCAGAGUUGUCAGCCCUGCAGGAGGAGUUGUCAGAGCAGCAGCACCACCUGGAGACCUACAACAGUACUGCAGCAGGGAAGGACCAGCUGGUGGAGGAGCUCCGCGCCAGCCGAGUGGUGUUGGAGGGGGAACUCAGCGGCCUCAAGCAGCAGCUGCACGAACUGCAGGAAAACUCGUCCCUGAAACAGAAGAUGGCCGACCUGCAGACCUCCAGUCAUCAGGAGUUGGGCAAGCAGAAGGCCAAAGUGCUGAAGCUGGGCACGGAGCUGAACACUGCACAUCAGGAACUACAGGCUCGGCAGUCAUCGUACGAGAACACUGUCAGCCUACUGUCCAGUAAGCUGCAGGAUGCUGUUCAUGAGAAGGAGCAGGUGGAACAGCAGCUGCGGCUGCUGCAGGGACAGUUUGAGCAGGAGACCGUGGAACAGCAGGGACAGCUGACCUCCCAGCUGCAGCAGGUGCACCACGAGCUGGACCUGGUCAGGCAGAGGAAGGAUGGCAUCGAGAAACAGAUGCUGCAACUACAGGCGAGCACCCACAGCGAAAUCGAGACGUACCGGCAGCGUAUCGUGGUGUUGGAGCGGGACCUGCAGACGGCGCGGGAACAAACGUCGGAGCUGCGGAGAACGGAGGAACAGAACCAGGAACUCCUGCUGCAGCUGGAGAGGGAACGCGGCAGGCUGGCAGGAGUAACCCAGAGCCACAGCAGUCUGAAGCAGCAUGCCUCGCACCUGGAGGCCGUCUUGGCGCGGCGGGAGACGUCUCUCAAGGAGCUGAGCGCUCAGGCCAGGCAGGCUCUGGAGGUGAAGGAGGCUGAGGACAGGCGGGCCGGGGAGAGGGUCGCGGAGCUCGAGGCUGCCCUUAAACAGGAGAGGGCAACCAGCAAGGACCUUAGGAAACAGGUUGCAGCUAAACACUCUGAGAUGAAGCGAGUGGAGGUGAAGCUGAAGACCCUGUAUCAGGAAAAGGAGGAGCUGGUCCAGACCUUCCGAGGGAAGGAUGGAGAGAUAGAGAGACUACAGCAAGAGCUGGGACAGGCCAGACAGGCCGGGGAACAACAGGCAGAAGAUGCCCGACAGCUGCGCACACGACUGCUGGAGUCCAGGCGACACGUGGAGCGCCUGCAAAGGCAGCUGAAUGACAAAGAUGACAAGGAACCCGUCAUCACGGACCAGAUCAAGAACCUGCAGUGGCAGGUAGAUCAGCGUGAGAAGGAGGCCUCAGCGCUGAAGGAGAAGCUCCAGCUGAGAGAGAAGCGCCACGCCCUGGAGAUGGACAACAUGAGGGCAGCGUGCCAGGUGUCUCAGAAGGACCUGGACUCCUUAAGACUUGAGCUGUCGUCUGCCAGAAAGGAGAAGUUCAUCAUGCAGGCUAAGAUGUCUGAGAUGCGGGCAGCGCUCAAGUCUUCCCUCAAGCAAAACCAGACAAUCAAAGCUCGUCUUGCCAAGAGAAGCGAGACUGAGAAGCCUUCUGUGGAAGACCAGGCGUCGGUGAAGGCGCUGUCAGCGCUGGAGGCCAUCAUGGCGGGCGUCAGUCUGGACGUCAAAGUGGACGAGACUCUCCUGAACCCUCCAUCCUUCACUCAGGACAGCAAGCCCCUUAGCAUCCUUCAGUCCUGCCUGACGACCCUGCGUGGGGAGAUGAGUGCCUUACAGAAACAGAUGGACGAACACACGGCCACUGUCAUCAACUCUACUCAGGCAUGGAGGCACGUCGAGACCCAAGUCCAAGGUUUGAAGAUGGCCGUUUCUCCGCCGACAACCCCGCCCAAGUCUCCAGAUAUUUCCCCACCUCAAGUACCGUUUCAAGGAACAGCACAAGGAGCGAAACAAGGACCACCGUUGUCCCCACCGGCCCUCAAUGGUGUACAAACAAUGUGACACAGUGAUUUAGACAUGUAAAUAGUUUCAUCAUGGUGGUAAACCACUGGAUAAGAAAGUUGUGUGUAUACAACCAAUUGUUAAUAUUCAGCAGGCUUUUAGCUCCCAUUUAGUUAUAGGGAGUCCAUAUUUCUUACUGACUGAGAUUCACUAGGUGGUAAGUGCUACAGACAAGUUGAGGGGGGGGGCUGUCAAAGGCAUCAACCUUCCAUGCAUGGUUUAGGCUUUUAGAGAAUUUUAAGUUAAAAUGGUGCAUUCUGAGGUAUCCUGAGGGGCAAAUUACUGUCAAGGAGGUCACAGUUGCAGACAAUCAGAAUUUCAUGCUUGUCCGAGGAUCUGUUCCCCAGUCGGCAGUGUAAUGGCCUCUUCAGUGCAUCUACAAUGUAGUUGUCUAGGACAUCCAAUUAUUUUUAGAACAGUGUGUCCAAUUUUUUUCCCCCCGUAAAUCAGGUUCGUAGGGCCUGAUGUUACCAUCAUGAAGAUAAAGAACCGCCCAUAGCGAUAACUGUAUUUCUUCUCCCUAAGUCAGAAACAUCAAGCUUAGGCAAGCUUGACUUCAUUGACUCAAUUGAUGCCUUGGUGCAUGCCUGGCCAAAAGCCAAUGUUUCUGUGACCAACUGCCCUGUUUCUCAGGGCAAUACAUCCGCUAUUCAUUUAUAGUGGCGAAUAUGUUAAACUGUAUUUAAGGCCACAACUUGAACUUGUCAUUUUGUUUGGCCUCACAACCCCAGCCCCCUCCCCCCCAUGAACUAACAUGAUGUAUAUAGCAAUUAUUGGUGACUUGGAGGAUGAAUUAUAAUAAAAAUAUGUAAAUAACUCACUGAGUGUUUGAAAAUUUAGCGAGUUGAUAAUGUUGAUAUUAAACCCUUUGGGUGCAAGUCUUCACGGUUUCAUUGGCUAAAUAGGAAGUUGCAGUUCCAGCAAGCUGAAAUUUACCAAAUUAAACAAAACAUGAUCAUAGAAAUGCAUUAACCAGCUUCAAUCCUGUCGUUAAACCAAUCACAAACUAAUUUGUGACUGUUUUAGAAUGAUCAGAUUUUGUGCAAGAUUGAACGACAAUCAAAGUUUUUCUUUUCUUUUUGAGAUGAAGAAUAUAUAGUAAUGGUUUAAAUCAGGACUUUCAGUUGUAGAUAAUUUUAAUGGUUUCCAGGGUUUAACCCUCUGCUCCUAAAGAUAGCCAUAUUGUACAAAAUGGGUAUUGGAUACAAGGGUUAAGGUAGUGGGCGCAACAGGGUUAAGGUAGUGUGCAGAUGGCUAUAUUAUAUUGAAUUGCAUUUUUUUUGCCACAUUUCACCAUAUUUGCAUAUAGCAAAUUAAAAAAGCAACAAUUUAAGUACUUUGUUGCAAUUGGAAGAGAUUGAACAAGUUCCUGUAGAUUUAUAUUUUAGAGUAGCUAAUUUUAGAGAGAUUUGGCGGCAUUUUCUUGGGGUAGCUAUGACGUUCAACGUAAGACAUUGUACAUAAAGAAUUUUAAGCUGUCUCUCAACGUAAAGACAAGCUUUUGCAUUUUACCAAUCCUUGCCAUCUUAUCUGUUGCUGUUAGGUCACUUCUUAUUCUAAAACCAAAGGUUUUUUUGAAACAGUUAUGUGCAAUGUUUCAUUAUUAGGCAAUGUAUGAUAAUAGCAAAUUAUAUGUUCUGUAUCUUUAUUUCAUAUGAAGUAUUAAUAUAAUGAUACUACAUGUAUUUACUGUACAGUAGUUGCAUAUAUAUAGUUGAUACAAGUUAGUCCAUAAGCUGUGUCUAAGAUGCUUCUAGCACCUGGUGCCUUUGUAGAAGUACACCUAUCUGAAGAUGUGGAACUGUUUUGUUUUUUGUCUUCAGUUGAACAGGUAUAAGCCACAUAAUAGCCAGGUAGUUCACCUUUAUCGGUGGGGUAUCCUAUAUCCGUUGAUUUUUCCAAUUGCAAUGUUUUCAAAAUACUGCAGAUUAAAACCAAUGGCCGUCUGUUCGCUAUCCCUAAAUAUUUUGUUUUGAAAAACAAAAAAAAUGGAUAUAGGUUACCCUAUGGAUAAAGGUGAACUAGCGCAACAUGUAUUUUAGCACCAGAACACACUCCUGGGUGCUUUGUAGAGCUAGAUGAAAAUGAGGAAUGUGGAUGGAUAGUUUAAGGUUUACUCCCAUAAUUUUGCCUAGUACCUUAUGGCUGCUACAUUAAAAACUUAGAAAGAGACACAGGUGUUGAAUGCAUACUUGAGAAUACAUUGAAGGCCCCUUUAUUUAGAGUAAGUGACAGAAUUACAAAAAUGGUGUGACAGUUAGCCUCAUGCAAGUUCAAGGAAAAGGAUAUUCUUACAGUUGAACAUUAGAUUUGAUUACCUAUGCAUGUAUAUUGCUUGCAUGUACUACCCACUAAAGAACACAGAUGUUUUUCUUGUAGUGUUUACAUCGAGUAUACAAUGUAAAUCCCGUUUUUGAGCAACAUCUUGCAUGUUCAAGUUCUGAAUUGAAGGAGUUCAGCAUGUUUUUGAGGAACAACAUUUUUGACACCAACUAUGUAACAUUUGAUCUUGUGCAAUAAAGAAACUUUACAAGCUAUAUAAU